This is a messenger RNA of Micropterus dolomieu (smallmouth bass), 704 nucleotides long. RefSeq names its product glycine N-acyltransferase-like. The transcript has a single exon. Gene Ontology annotation, molecular function: glycine N-acyltransferase activity. The coding region runs from base 23 to 454 and encodes 143 amino acids. NCBI's taxonomy places the organism in Eukaryota, Metazoa, Chordata, Actinopteri, Centrarchiformes, Centrarchidae. Gene Ontology annotation, cellular component: mitochondrion. The record is from RefSeq and is a predicted model, not a curated record.
UCUUAGGUUUAAUAGUUCAUUAAUGAAACAGGAUUCUGCUCUGUUCUGCAUCAGCUCAGGGAUCUCAGUGAGCUCUCUGGAUGAAUCUCACGUUGGCUUGGUGAAUCAGACGUGGAAGUUUGGAAAGAGCGGGGAGGCUGCCAGGAUGAUCCGGAACAUGCUCGCAAACUUCCCCUCCUGCUGCGUGCUGGAUGCAGAAGGAAAGCCCGUGUCCUGGAUCCUGACUUAUGCGUCGUGUGCCAUGAGGAUUCUGUACACUCUGCCAGAGCACAGAGGGAAAGGCUUUGCUAGAGUCCUGGUCAGCGCCAUGGCCAAGAAACUCCACACUCAGGGCUACCCAGUGUAUUGCUUCAUAGAGGAGGAGAACAUGCUCUCAUACAGGCUCUUUAAAAACCUGGGCUUCAUUGAAGAUCCCUCAUACAGAGAAACCUGGUUUAUAUUCAGUGAUCUUUAAAGAUCUCAAAGAAGAAGUCCCUACAAUGUUAAGUUGCUCUCAGAAUGUUUGCUAAUAAAUGUGCCUUUGCAGCACAGAAAAGGGGAAAGGUGAACUGAAAAAUCUAGUCAGAAAUUAGGGAGAAAAAGCUCAUGAUACUGCAUGGGAGCAUGUUGUACUUCCUGUUCAGGUUCACUUGCCUUAAACUGUAACAGUGGACAUGCGCUUGCAGAUUUCUCUUUACACAUCUCAUCUCUUUUCAGAAAAAGCA